Molecule: messenger RNA, 2954 nt
Organism: Cloeon dipterum
Lineage: Eukaryota; Metazoa; Arthropoda; Insecta; Ephemeroptera; Baetidae
Product: caspase a-like
Exons: 6
Coding region: 195-1709 (504 amino acids)
Biological process (GO): proteolysis
Molecular function (GO): cysteine-type endopeptidase activity
Source: RefSeq, a predicted model, not a curated record
AGGAAAACGACAGACGUCUGCUAUCAAACGUCACAGUAGAUAUGUGCAUAAAAGAAUUAGCUAGUUGCUGAGCCCACCAAAGGACACUGCUGGCACUGAUCGCCCUCACCCCUAAUCGAACUGUUGCUGCUGUCUUCUCGCCAAACGUGGACGAAAAGAUAAAAGGGAUAAGAAAUUAGAUUUUACAUAGAUGUAUGAUACAAAACAGCAAAGAAUUGCAUUCACACUCUGAAAUGACCGGCGACGCCCAACAAGGUGGAAAUUCAGAAGAACCUGUGAAUUCCAACGAGAUUGCUUGCGAUGACAGCGGAUUGCGGCAUCUUAGCAUUGAGAACAACCUAUUAAGCGAUCACCACCAGCCGGCGACAGUCCGAGGGCCAACACCGACCUCAGCCUACAUAAGGGCAACAGAAAAACUCAAACAACAUCACAAGAAUUCGUUGAAGUUUGUCCUUGGCCUUGAUGACGAUGAAGAGUCGCCAAACCCUGACGCCUUGAGAGAGGCCCUUGCCAUUACGAACAAUUACAGAAGUUUGAGAGAUGAGUUUGGAGUGAAUAAAGCUGACGCUAUAGAGAAGUACCAACCAAGAAACGCUACAUUUAGCAUCAAAGUCAGUCUGUGGAAGAAGAAACUCUUCCUCAUUGCUGAAGGACUGAAUCCGGUGGAGACGGAAAUUUUCAAAAGGAAGUUAAGCGAAAAUGACGUUAUGGAUGGGUCUGAGCAGCUAGAAAUCUUUUUUGAACAUCUGCUGAAGAACAACAUUGCGAAACUGAAUGAAAACCAGGUUAAAAUCAUUUUGCUUGAUAUGAAAAGACAUGACCUGGAGAAGUUGUUAGAGAAAAGUGUUACCAUGCGCUCGGGCCUGUGCAUCAUCAUCAACCAAAAAUUGUACACCAAGGGAAGCCCAAAACCUCGCAUUGGCACCGAUUUGGAUAGGGACAGACUGGUUGAAACCUUCACAAGAAUUGGAUUUGACGUUGUAGUUGAAAACAAUCUGAAGUUUUCGAAGGUUAAUGAAACGUUGAAGGAAAUUCUCAAUGAUUACCUAAAACCAGUCAUUCACAAGUGUUUGGUGGUUUGCAUUUUGGCCCAUGGUAUUAAAGAUCAAUUCAUCUGUGUUGAUCAAGAUGACAGAGAGGGCUACCCUUUGGAAAGACUUAUAACUGUACUUAAUCUGGAAGACAAAAAUCAUCUCGCAAAGAUACCCAAAAUUUACUUCAUCCAAGCAUGCCAAGGAAGCAUCAAUCUAACAGAUAAAGAGCCCUUCGAGGUUAUUCGUAAAACGAAAAUCGCCUCUGAUGCUCCAAUUGAAUUAAAUCGCUGCAAUAAUGCUACGGGCAUCAGGAACAUUUGCAUUUUACAAUCUGCUGUGCCUGGAACGACUUCCCUCAGACACGAAAAGAAGGGAACAUUCUUUGUACAGGGCUUGUGCUCUGCUAUUUUGAUGAAAAAUCCUUGCAGACUAGAGAGUCUGUACAACGAUAUUCAUGACAUUUUGAAAACAGCACUGGCCAAUGAAGACGCAAGUAAGUCGAUGGCAAUGGUUCCGAUGUGCACGUCCACCAUGAUAGACAAGGUCAUUUUCCAAACCAGCGAAAGCAAACUCAAAGAGUCUGUCAAGAUGAGACUGACUAGGGUCCUUGUCAACCUUUAUGAAAGGGAAAUAGCAAAGAUGAUGAUUGCCAAAGCACUUGGAAAUGUUGCUUAGGAUAACUACUUUAUUCACAAUUUACAUCGUUGAUCGGUUUGAUAUAUUGUGUUAGGCGGCACGCAAAAAACAUUUUCGGAUUGAACAAUAAUUUUACUAAGAGACUAAUCUCUGUGAUUUUUUAUUAUUAGCGUCAUGCUAAGACUAUUUACAAAAUUGUAUCCUUUAAAAGGAAUGGGGCAUUAGAUAAGUGCUUUAAUGAGGGUACCCUGAAAUGACUCUGUCUUAAUAUGCAAUUGUUUGCCUCGUAAAUGUUAAUUUUAACUAUCAACCCAAAAUUUUCAACCUAGCCUAGGUUUUGAGUUACGGACUGGACAAAUGCUUUGGUAAGAAGAAGUUUUUUCAAUCAUGAUGAUGUUUAGUAAAUAUAUUCUUGGUGACGUGAUGAAUCGAUUGAUGGGUCAUUUUUUUACUUUCAAAUUCUUGAAGAUCUUACAAUAAUUGCAACUUUAGAUGCCACUAACGUAUAUUUUUAAUAUCAAUUCACAUUUUACUCUUAAAGUGUGUAAAAUUUGCUGUAGUUUGUUCAUCUUAAAAAUUUUAUUAUUGAAUGAUAAAGGAUAAACGGUAUUUAACGAUAAUAAAGUUUAAAAUAAUUUGUUUUUAUAAUAGUUUAUAUACUUUUGAUAAACCCUUUAAAUAUUUCUUAAUUUUAUUGUUUGAAAGUCUCCAUAAUUUUUUUGUUGCGGAGCCUUAAAUUUCAUUCAUGCGCAAAAACGGGAAUUUGGCAAAAUUUAUAAAAAGCUACGUAUCAAUCGAUUUGUCUCAUUAAGGAAAUUUAACCUAAUUUUGACAUGAUUAAAUAUAAAUUGCCCCUUUUAUAGUGAACCCCAUAAGACGUCAGACUGAAGUUCGGCUUUGUAACUUAGAAAUGAAGCUAGAGUGGAAAUUUUUAGUGAUAAUUAUUUCUCAAUUUCAUAUUUGAGGCAAAACUAAAGCGGAACAAACCAAGGUGCCCUUGUAAAAAAACAUAGUUAGACGUACAUGCUACAUUUAUUUUUGUAGUUAAGAAAGUACAAAAAAUUGCUAGUUAUUAUGAACAAUGAUCACAUUACAAAAGUUGAUUAUAACACCGACGACUUGUAAAAAUUUGUCACGCUUAAAUGCUACCGUUUCCACAAAGUACGUAUAAUCUCGAAAUGCAAAAUUUGUACAUGGAUUAUGGCUGUUUUGGCAGUGAAAAUGCUGCUGUUUGACUUAAUAAAAAAUCAACACUUGGUAACAGCUGACGUUACACAAACAAAA